Symbiodinium sp. CCMP2456 is the source of this 558-nucleotide messenger RNA. The record is from the annotation of a GenBank genome assembly. NCBI's taxonomy places the organism in Eukaryota, Dinophyceae, Suessiales, Symbiodiniaceae.
AUGCUGAUAUGGGCAGUCUUGCCCGUUUCCGAGCACCGGGCCAAGGCCUUCCAGCAUGAGACGAGUUCCAAUCUGAUGGACCGAAUUCAGUCGGCGGUGGCUGAGCAGAAGCCAAAGGAGAUGACCAAGGAGAUGAAAGUGGACCUUCUCAGGACGGUGUACCGCCAGAUGGACAUUCGACGAACAGGGAAGAUCAGUAAGCAAGACCUGGGAUCCAUGUUGCGGAAGAUUGACCCCACGAUCACUACGCAGAAGGUAACAAGUCUUAUGAAGAAGAUGAGCACCGAUGGCGAUGACAUUGUCAGCUUCGAGGAGUUUGUGGAAUUCUACACCUCAGAAGAAUCAGCCAAUGAUGCCGACAUCGUGAAGGCGACUUUCCGCGCCUGGGACAAAGACGGCAAUGGAAAGCUUUCCAAGCGCGAGUUCUGGGGCGUGAUGAAGACGCUAAACUGCGGCAUGACGGACGCCAAGAUCCAGCUGCUGUAUUCCGCCAUGGAUGCAGACAAUGAUGGAAAGAUCUCGUAUGACGAGUGGAUAAAUUACAUGUUCAAGGCCUGA